This is a messenger RNA of Strongylus vulgaris, 1047 nucleotides long. NCBI's taxonomy places the organism in Eukaryota, Metazoa, Nematoda, Chromadorea, Rhabditida, Strongylidae. The record is from the annotation of a GenBank genome assembly.
AUGGUAAGCACAAUCUCAUGGGUGGAGCAUUUAGUUGUGCGGACGAGUCGUCGUUUACCCGAGAUUUUGAUUAGAGCAGAUCAUUGUCUUACUGUCGUGGCAUUUCGUCAUCAUUCAGCAUCUCCGUCAAUCGCUGCAAUGGCUAUGGAAGAGUUAGAAGGCUCAGUUCGAAAUCUCAUCGAUCAGAAAUCCUUAAAAUGGAUUUUUGUUGGAGGAAAAGGAGGUGUGGGCAAAACGACUUGCAGCUGUUCUUUGGCAGUUCAAUUAGCUGCAAAAAGAAGGAGUGUGCUGUUGAUAUCUACAGAUCCUGCUCAUAACAUAUCCGAUGCCUUUAACCAGAAGUUUACAAAAACACCGCAAAAAGUCGCAGGCUUCGAAAAUCUUUCUGCUAUGGAAAUUGACUCGAAUCCCGUAGAAGGAUCUGCCUUACCUGGGUUAGAUCAAUUGGGUGAUAGCAAUGGUGGUAUAGCGUCAAUGGGACGGGAGUUGCUGAAUAAUAUGGUUGGAGGAAUGCCCGGUAUCGAUGAAGCCAUGAGCUUUGCGGAAAUGUUGAAACUCAUCAACUCGCUCGACUUUGAUGUAGUAGUGUUUGAUACUGCUCCAACGGGUCACACAUUGCGCUUGCUGCAGUUUCCCGUCAUACUCGAAAAGGCAUUCACAAAAAUUCUCUCACUGCAGUCAUCAUUUGCACCUAUGAUUGGACAGCUCUCUGGAAUGCUUGGAAUGGGCGAGUUGUCUCUUGACGACACUCUCAGAAAACUUAACGAGACAUUGGAUCAGGUCAAGCGAAUGAAUGCAGAAUUCAAGAAUCCAGAUCUCACCACAUUCGUUUGUGUAUGUAUCGCAGAAUUUUUAUCAUUAUAUGAAACUGAGCGAUUGAUUCAAGAGCUUACUAAGCAGGGAAUCGAUACGCACAACAUCAUUGUAAACCAAUUGCUGUUCCCAGAUACUAGUGAAGGAUCAGUUCAAUGCAAAAAAUGCCAAGCUCGAUUCAAGAUACAGUCGAAAUACCUGGAACAGGUCAGUUUUAGUUACUCACUACUUUAA